This is a messenger RNA of Pseudogymnoascus destructans, 1447 nucleotides long. RefSeq lists its product as uncharacterized. NCBI's taxonomy places the organism in Eukaryota, Fungi, Ascomycota, Leotiomycetes, Thelebolales, Thelebolaceae. Gene Ontology annotation, molecular function: hydrolase activity, acting on acid anhydrides, in phosphorus-containing anhydrides. Bases 64 to 1260 code for a protein of 398 amino acids. The transcript has 3 exons. Gene Ontology annotation, cellular component: mitochondrion. The record is from RefSeq and is a predicted model, not a curated record.
UCCCUUGGUAGGUAGGGAACUCGGCUGAUCUCGACAUUCUUCCAGGGACAUACAAUAGUGGCAAUGCCCCCUGGCCUCCGAUCUCUUUCAACGUUCACCAACACAGCUACGAAACUCGAACAUUUCUUGGGAUUGGCUUUUCGACGGGUACGGAGACAGCUGGGACAUUUGGCAUUCACACCAUUGCGAAUUCGAGAGCUGAGAAGCCGAGGAACAGAACUCAAUACAGAGAAGCGGACAAUCACAACCAUGCCUCCUCCACAACCACGAACUCACAAGGCGAAGCCGCCAAGUCCGGAGCCUCGCCCGAGCUCCAGCAUCCUUCUGAUUUCUCCCGAAAACAAGAUCCUCCUCCUCCACCGCGUCAAGACAUCUUCCUCUUUCGCCUCCGCCCACGUCUUCCCCGGUGGAAACCUCUCCUCGCAAGACGGCCCCAUCCCAGCUCCGAGCUCUCCCGAACGCCACGUCGACAGCCCCGUCUAUCGCCUCGGCGCCAUCCGCGAGUGCUUCGAGGAAUCCGGGAUCCUCCUGGCGCGGCACCGCGAUGGCGGGGGCAUGCUCGAGGUUCCCGACGCGGAGCGCGAGCGCGCGCGACGGGCGAUUCACAGCGGGGAACUAAAGUUCGGCGAGUGGGUGAAGGAGAUGGGUGGGGUUGUGGACGCGGACGCGCUGCUGCCGUUUACGCGGUGGAUAACGCCGACGUCGGUUCCGCGGCGCUUUACGACACAGAUGUAUGUGUAUUUCUGGCCUCUGCCGGGGGCGGGGCAGGAUGCCAAGAUCCCGAUUGGGGGUGACGCGAUGAUUCCUACGCCGACGAGUGAUGGGGGGCUGGAGCAUACGGCUGCUGUGUUCCAGAGCUGUGCGACAUGGCUGGAGCAGGCGCGGCGGAAUGAGAUUAUUAUGUUCCCGCCACAGUUGUAUCUCAUCUGGCUGCUGGGCAAGUUUUUUGAGGGGGGCAAGGGAGGGGCGAUGGACCUACGAGAACAGAGAGAGAAGGCCAACGAGUUCCUGAAGGGGAGUGGUGCCAACGGGGUGCCGUGGGCUGAUAAGGUUAUCAGCCCCGUGCCAUUGGGCAUGUUUGAGGGUAGGGCAGUGCUGAGCCUCGACCAUCCUGGCCCAGAGCUGAAGGGGAGUGGGCGACGAGGAGAGAGCGGGCAUGUUGUGCAGGUAAGAUUCUCCAAAGAGGGGCCGCGCGAUGCAGAGGUCAGAGACGCAGUGGAAAUGAAGAAAUUGAUGGGGGAGGCGAAAGGGAAGUUGUAGAUUAUGGUGAGUCAGACGGUGUAUAUAGCCAAGGGUUGUACCAGGGGAUAUGAACAUAUGAUAUACAUGUUAGCAGCGCCAAACUUCAGAGAAUGUUCGCCAGAUGCAUUCAAUGGGCGUCUUAUGUUUCCUCCUGCACUUUCGGCUUCUUUCGUACGGCCCUUCAAAAAAUGGCCUUACAUUCAGG